AUGGCACCGAAGGAUUGCCUGUUCGAGCUUCUCGAGAAGUCGAAGAGUGAGAAACAUGAGCAAGAUUUUAUGCAUCGAGAUACGAAGAAUGCAGAGAGCAAUGCGGGAGACAAUAAGCUGGUUAGCCAAGUGAUCACUGUCAAAGUCACUCUGUUACUCCAUUCUUCGUCUUCAUACAUCCAUCACAGCCAGCUUUUCACAGCCGUAACAAUCAUUAUGAUCUAUGAGAGAGGAUUGACCCUCGACUUGACCGACGUCUAG
Molecule: messenger RNA, 261 nt
Organism: Coccidioides immitis RS
Lineage: Eukaryota; Fungi; Ascomycota; Eurotiomycetes; Onygenales; Onygenaceae
Exons: 4
Coding region: 1-261 (86 amino acids)
Source: RefSeq, a predicted model, not a curated record